Nannospalax galili (Upper Galilee mountains blind mole rat) is the source of this 4450-nucleotide messenger RNA. RefSeq names its product transmembrane protein 121B (gene Tmem121b). The transcript has a single exon. The coding region runs from base 150 to 1871 and encodes 573 amino acids. The record is from RefSeq and is a predicted model, not a curated record. Lineage: Eukaryota; Metazoa; Chordata; Mammalia; Rodentia; Spalacidae.
AGAUCUCCCUGCUGCCCGACGCGGGUGCGAAUUCCAGCAGCUGGGGAGGAGGCGGCGGCGGCGGCGCCGGCUGGCCCCGGUUCCCCUCCGCCGCCUCGGCAGUCCGAGGUUGGCGGGGAGAGAGAGGCCGGGCAGCCCCUACGAGGACAAUGCACCCGGUGCUGGGCCACCCUCGCUCGCUCUCGUCCGCCUCCUUCCCGCCGCCUCCCGCCGCCGCCCGGCUGCAGCCCCUCUUCCUCCGGGGGGGCUCCUCCCGCGGCCGGAGAGGCUCGGGCGACAGCAGCACCAGCACCAGCACCAGCCGCGGAGGAGGCGGCGGCAGACGAGGCGGAGGCGGCGGCUCGGCUAGCAGCAGCACCGGCGCCGAGCGCGAGGACGACGACGAGAGCAUCAGCAUCAGCAAGCCCCUGGUUCCCGCCGCGCUCCCGGGGCCCCCGGCUCACGGGGGAGCCGCCGCCGCCGACCCCACGCCCGCCACCUUCUCCUCCGCCGCCACCUCCUCCACCUCCACUCCCACCUCCUCUUGCAGCAUGACCGCCGGGGACUUCAGCGUGGGUGCCGGGGCCGGGCCCGUCGGGGGCGCCGGGAGCCGCUCGGCGGCGGGCGCGGGCGGCACGGGCCCCGGUAGCGGCGCCUCCUGCUGCUCGUGCUGUUGUUGUUGCGGCCGCCCGGCAGGGCCGGGCCGCAGGGGUCGGCGCCGUGGCUGCGCGCCUAGUCCCGGGUGCAGCUGGGGCUACCAGGCGCUGUCUGUGGUGCUGCUACUGGCGCAGGGCGGUCUGCUGGACCUGUACCUCAUCGCGGUCACUGACCUGUACUGGUGCUCCUGGAUCGCCACCGACCUGGUGGUGGUGGUGGGCUGGGCCAUCUUUUUUGCCAAGAACAGCCGGGGCCGUCGGGGUGGCUCGGUGGGCAGCGCACACAACCACCACCAGCUCCAUCACCACCCGGCGCCGCCUCUGCACCUGCCGGCUGCCUCGUCCUCUGGCGCCGCGGCCAAGACCCGCAGCGGCCGAGGAGGCUCCAGCGGCCUGGGGGGCGGCUCUGGGGCGACCGGGGCAGCGGGCGAGUUCGCCUUUGCCUACCUGGCCUGGCUUAUCUAUUCCAUCGCCUUCACGCCCAAGGUUGUGCUCAUCCUGGGCACCUCCAUCCUGGACCUCAUCGAGCUGCGCGCGCCCUUUGGCACCACGGGCUUCCGCCUCACCAUGGCGCUGUCGGUGCCGCUGCUCUACAGCCUGGUGCGUGCCAUUAGCGAGGCGGGAGCGCCCCCGGGCUCGGCCGGCCCCCUGCUCCUGCAGCCGCAGCAGCACCGCGCCGCGGGCUGCUUCCUGGGCACGUGUCUGGACCUGCUCGACAGCUUCACGCUAGUGGAGCUGAUGCUGGACGGCCGCGUGCCGCUUCCCGCUCACCUGCGCUACCUGCUUAUCGCUGUCUACUUCCUCACGCUUGCGUCCCCGGUGCUCUGGUUGUAUGAGCUCAACACCUCCGCGGUAGCGGCUCCAUCCUGGGGCCAGGCCCCCGGGCCCGGAAGCUGCAGCCGCCUUCUGCGCUUGCUGGGAGGUUGCCUGGUGGAUGUGCCCUUGCUGGCGCUGCGCUGCCUCCUGGUGGUGAGCUACCAGCAGCCGCUGUCCAUCUUCAUGCUCAAGAACCUUUUCUUUCUUGGCUGCCGUGGGCUGGAGGCCCUGGAGGGCUGCUGGGACCGGGGGAGUUGGGCUUCCCCAAGUCGGGCCAGAAGCAGCUACGGUGCUCCUCCAUCUGCCCCACCACCUCCUCCACCACCACCACCUCAGGGAGGCUCCCAACGGGGCCACUUGGAAAAUGAGGGGGGGCCUCAUGGCUAUGUCAACACCCUGGCUGUGGCCUCUCAGAAUUGAGGGGGUGAAGGGCAGGAGCCCUGACCUUGGGUUGAGGGUUUCCAGCCCUCUUGGCCUCUGACCUCUUAACCAGGAUCUGAUCAGGCUGUAUUGAGAAGAGGUAACUGGUCAUAAGACUGAAGGCCAGUGAGUCCUUCUGCACCCCAUGGGUAAAGACUGCUUGGAGAGAGACCAGGAGUGUGUGGUGAGGGAGGUGGGUCCAUGUCCCCCAUGCUCCCUUCUCCCUAGUCUUCCCUAUUCUGAUAUCCAAGGGGCUGGUUAAAUACACCACCUGCUUUUUUCUUUUGUCUCCAUUCUGAUUCUCAUCAGUUGUGAAGAAGAGUGGAGGAAAGAGGGUGAUCAGGCUGGGAUGGGGGCUUUGGACCUUCACUCACUGCUUUUGGGCUGUGGUUAGUGAUCAUUGCUCAAAAUCCAUCCUUCCUCUGACGUAUCUAUUCCAGGAGGUAGCUGUAUGUGUGUGUGUGUGUGUGUGUGUGUGUGUGUGUGUGUGUGUGUGUGUGGUUUUCUCUGUGUGUCUGUCCCACGCCCCUUGCAGUGGGAAGGGGAUCUGGGGAGGCCUUGCUGCUCACCACAUUUGCCACCACUUUCCUCUUAUCUGCCUGAAUUUAUGACCACCAUCCCCAGGAAAUACUAGGCCCCUGGGAGCUGCUUAGUUGCUGUACUCCAAGGGAGAAGCUCACCCAGGGUCUUCCUCCUGCUCCUCUCAUCUCAUCUUGGGGAGGAGACAGUUCACACUCUAAAGACCAAACAACACCCUUUCUUGGGUGAGUGAGUAUUUCUACCUCCGUACUUUCAACUUUUGUUGCAUCACACACUGAUGCUACUCAUAAUAAUAAUAAUGAUAAUAAUUAAUAAUAAUCACUCAGAAGUUGUAUUCAGCGGGACACUGGAUCCCUUUGGGGUUUGGUGCCAGUUAUUACAGGGUCUGUGGAGUAUUCGCCAUUGGCUUGCUCUCUUUUUGUUCCUCCCUCUGCACCAGAAUGCUUAUCCUUCCUGUGUUGGUGCAGGUUGGACCAGAACUGGAUUCAGAGUAACUGCUUUAGUGAGUUCCAUAUGUACUUGAGGUUGGGCCUCUUGGGGACCCAAGAGAGUCAGACACCCAGUUCCCUAUCUUCUCCAAGAAACUUGGUAUAGAGCAGAGACGGUAGUGGUGACCAUCUCUGCUCUCCUUGAAGUCCUCACUAGGCAGAACUCAGGCUGCAGAAUCCCUUGUCUAGUCUUCUUCCCCUGCCCCCCAGAGUCCUAUUAAGAUGAGAGGGGACGUCAGAGGUGGCUACUCUGGUCUCGAUGUGGGUAGUCACUCUUGGAGUCUCUGAGGCAGGAUACGUAUCUAGAGGGGAGGUAAGAUUCAGAAAGCAUAGAGAGCAAAGCCACGCUGUACUCAGUCCCCCACCCCAAUGGGAUUGGGUGGGGGUAAAACCUUAAGAAUUUUUGGUUCCUCUUUCUUCUGCUUUGGGGGUUUCAUGUAGUGUAGUGAGCCCAGACACGGCAUAACUAGAUUUGAGUGCCAUGCCAUUUUUACUUUCUAGGCCUCAGUUACUUUUCUUUGAGUUUAGGACUUAGAAGCCCUGGUCAUAAUGCUGCCAUAGAGGCGAGGAGACAUCUCUGCUUCUGCCCUGUGUCUGGCCACAUGCUGGAAGAGCAGUAGGGAGGGCUGCCAGGAUCUGGGGGUGAACACUGCAGGGCCUGUUGCUGCUGGCCUUCCCUAGAGCUGCCAGCACAGAGCCAGCUUUGCUGAACAACCUGAAGUGCCAAGUCACUGAUUACUAACCCAGCAGCCAGUCCCCAGUCCCUCAACCCCUUUGGUUCUGCUAGGAUCUUCUGAGAACCGGAGGCUGGUCGGGGGCUUUUCUUAACUGCCUUGGCUUUUGGGCUGAGGAUAUCUACGUACACAGAAGUGUGAGGGGCUGAGCUUGGCUAGAGCACUAGGGGCCUGACUUGCUCUUAGAAUAGGCCUUGUGGGAAAUGUUUACAGUCAGCGUACCCUAUGCUCUUGGUCUCUCAUCCUCAGCCAGUGCUGGCUGGCUGCCUUUCACAAUGCAUCCUGCCUUCUCUCUUCGAAGUGGCUGAUUCCUCUUCCUCAGAUUGGACUCCAGGCCCUGGGCCUAGGUCCUGGAUGGGGGCUGUAACUGCUCCCACCGCUCUCCAGCUUUGCUGUUUCUCUGCUACCUAAUCUCAAUGACUGUGAAAGGACAUGUCUGAGCCAUGGCCAGCCUUGGCUGGCCCCCAACCCACCCUCUUUCUACUAUCUGGAUAACUAUCCCCCUGCUGUGUGAUUGCUAUCCCCUGCUGAGUGACUGCUUAUUGGGUUUAGGAUGAGAGGUUGCCCUUUCCCUGAUGCAUCAAGAGACAUGAUCACAUGGCCACUUGUCACAAAGGCCAGGAUGGCAAGGUGCUAGUGUGGGCCCUACAUACCUCCAGCAUCCUCUUCAACCUUUCUAGAGCAAGUAUAUAUGCUCAGGGGCCUGGCCCUUCCUUCUGGUGUUUUUCUUGGGUCUUUUCUCUCAUUUUUCUGUCCCAUUUGCACUAAGAAAUGACCCUUAAGGCUCCCUCCCUGUCCCCCCUCCCCCCCCUUUUUU